Molecule: messenger RNA, 2617 nt
Organism: Zingiber officinale
Lineage: Eukaryota; Viridiplantae; Streptophyta; Magnoliopsida; Zingiberales; Zingiberaceae
Exons: 15
Coding region: 340-2355 (671 amino acids)
Molecular function (GO): DNA-binding transcription factor activity; DNA binding
Source: RefSeq, a predicted model, not a curated record
AUCCUUUUUUUUCCUAAUCUUCUUGCUAUCAUCUUUGAUCGCACGUCUCCAUCAAAGCUUCAAUUCACAAAAAAAAAAAAGAGAUUUUUUUUGUGAGACAAAAGAGAUUAUUGAAAAGAAGAUAAAGAAAAGCUUAAUUGGUGUAAUCUGCUCGAAAGGGCCAAAUCUAGCUUCACAUUGACAAGGAGCGCGGUUGAGCUUGAGCUAGGAGCCAAAAAGCUUCCACCUUUCCCCUUCUCCCUCCCCCUUUCGCCCUGCUUCCGAGUGGAUUUCUAAUCCUUGUGAUCUGGGUGGCUUUCUUUCCGCCUUUCGAGGAUCGCUUUUCCGCUGGAAAGGAGGAUGUUUUCGGGCUUGAUCCACAGACCGGAAGCUUCGAUUCCACCGGAGGAGGCACACGGCCCGAGCCUGGUGCUGACGGCGGACCCCAAGCCGCGCCUCCGAUGGACGGCCGACCUCCACGAGCGCUUCGUCGACGCCGUCGCCCAGCUCGGCGGACCUGAAAAGGCAACACCAAAGGCUAUCAUGCGGACGAUGGGUGUUAAGGGACUUACCCUUUUUCACCUUAAGAGUCAUCUCCAGAAAUACAGAUUGGGAAAGCAAUCAGGCAAAGAGCCAACGGAGCAGUCGAAAGAUGCCUCAUACCUUUUGGAGAAUCCGAGCAGUGGCACUUUGUCUCCGAGAAUGCCUACGCCUGAUGUCAACGAGGGCCAGGAAGUCAAGGAGGCUUUAAGAGCACAAAUGGAAGUGCAAAGGAGAUUGUUUGAACAAGUGGAGGUUCAGAAGCAUGUGCAGAUACGAAUGGACGCGUAUCAAAAGUACAUCGACUCCUUACUAGCCCGGGCUUAUAAGAUAGCAUCAGAGCAAGUCGCUUCAAACAGCUUUCCGGCGACCGAGCAUGAUCUUCUGGACUUGCCAAGCAGAGCUGUUUGCUCCCCAUCUGACAUUUUGAGUCCUGCAGUUCUUCAUCAGUUAUCGAUGAAUCCGGUCAGCGUGCCAAGCCCUAGCUGCAAGACUUUGCCGGCUUCCACAACAGCAGGCCAGUUCUUCUAUCAGAAGCCAGCUGCUUUGAAAAACAAACCAUGCUUCAAUUCAGACUCCCGGUCGGAAUUUGUUGCCUUCGAUCAUUUCAUUCGAAUCUGCUGGAGCCAGGAGUUGGGGGUGAGAUCGGUGCUGGCUAACCUGGAAUCGACGGGGAUUGAUAGUUCUGGAGACGUCAAUUGGGUUCUUUUUCCAGUACAGUUUUGUACUGGUUCAUCAGCUGAAAACUUGUUCUUUGAGAGUGCAGAUAGUUUAUUGUGUGAAAUUGUAACCACCACGCUAUUCCACAGAUGUUGUAAAAUGUUUCAAUCACAACCAAUCUCUAAUAGAAGUCCAAUCCGCAAUAACUCACUUGCUUAUAACGAUCAACUAGAGAUAAGUGACAAGGUUAUGGUCUCAAAUGAUGGAGGAAACAGCAAUAACAAUCCUAAUUUGGCAUCAAGGCAGCGUCUUCGUUGGACAAAUGAACUCCACAACUGUUUUAUAGAUGCAGUAACACAGCUUGGUGGGCCAGACAGAGCAACUCCAAAAGGAGUUCUUAGGAUCAUGGGUGUACCAGGGCUGACAAUAUACCAUGUCAAGAGCCACUUACAGAAAUACAGGCUUGCAAACUGCAUACCUGAUCCAUCAACUGAUGGUGUCAAAUAUGAAAUCAAAGAUUCUGGCGACCUGACUUCAGGAGUUGAAAGUUCCUCUGGGAUGCAAAUAACUGAAGCUCUUAAGUUGCAAAUGGAGGUGCAAAAACGGCUUCAUGAACAAUUAGAGGUGCAAAAGCAAUUACAGCUAAGAAUAGAAGCCCAAGGGAAGUAUCUUAAGAAGAUCAUUGAGGAGCAGCAACGGCUCAACGGUGCGCUCGCUGAAACACCAAGAGCCGGACGAAGCACUUCUGCCGGCAGCUUCAGUUAUGACUGCUCUGAUGUAGACAAGACCGAUUCCUCAAUUCCUGCUCCAAACUCAGACCCCCCCACCCAAGAUAGAGAUGCCAAUGAUGACCAUGGAGGCACUGGGGAAGUACUUAAAAGUCAUUCAAUUGCAAAUUCCUUCAGCAGCAAGACCCUGUCUACAGAUUCCACAGCCUGUGUUUCCUCCCCUUCAAAGAGCUCAAAGCAUGGAAGACCGAUCAAGAGGCAGCGCUGCAGCAUGUCCUCAGGGCUUGCCGAGACUGAGCUAGUCUCCCAUCAUAUACUGGAGUCGAGUUCAGGCUCAGAUUUUCAGCAACAGUGCUCACUGUUCACACCUAAUGGAUCCAACUUCGAUGCAUCGACCACCUCAAUCUGCAACAAUGCCCUGGGAAGUGGUUCUGGUGGUGACAUAUGAUGGAUUCAUGCAAAUGCUCUUGUUGUAUCAGAAUGUAAGAAUGUUCAUACACUGAUUAGUUCCUCUUUUAGGCCCUUUAACUCUGCGUGAGGGAUUGCCACACAAAUCCAUAGUCCUGAUAGAAGAAUUUGUUAUUUUAUACUUCAAUGACCGCAUCAGUUCAGGAAUUAAUGGUAGAAAUUAUGUACAUGCAUAUGUAUCCUGUAGGAUUGUAAAUGACUUAAACGUUCAUCAGUAAAUUUAAUGUUCAAUUUGAUAAAAA